Rhincodon typus (whale shark) is the source of this 1688-nucleotide messenger RNA. RefSeq names its product translocase of outer mitochondrial membrane 22 homolog (yeast) (gene tomm22). The record is from RefSeq and is a predicted model, not a curated record. Lineage: Eukaryota; Metazoa; Chordata; Chondrichthyes; Orectolobiformes; Rhincodontidae. Gene Ontology annotation, cellular component: mitochondrial outer membrane. The transcript is spliced from 4 exons. Gene Ontology annotation, biological process: intracellular protein transport. The coding region runs from base 81 to 458 and encodes 125 amino acids.
UGCCGCGGGCGGCGCUGCUGCCGAGUCCUCCAGACAUUGUGCGCAGGCACGAGGCCUAGGCCCAUGCUGGGAGUGCAGUGAUGGCGGAGGAGAAGCGAGUGGAACUACGAGAGGAGGAAGUCGAGGAGGAUGAUGAUGAGGAGGUUGAUGAGUCCCUCUCUGAAAGACUGUGGGGUUUGACGGAGAUGUUCCCUGAGGGAAUGCGAAAUGCCUCAGGAAUCGCUGCCGACUGCUCAGUGUCACUGGCAAAGAAAAUCUACAGUUUCGCCCGGUCAGCCCUUUGGGUGGGAACCACCUCCUUCAUGAUCCUGGUUCUGCCGGUUGUGUUCGAAACAGAGAAACUCCAACUGGAGCAGCAACAAAUCCAGCAACAGAGACAGAUUCUGUUAGGCCCGAAUACGGGUCUCUCUGGUGGAAUGCCGGGAAUGCUGCCACCGCCAGUUCCUGGGAAAAUAUAAUGCAUUAGACGCCUUGAGAAGAAAGUGCCGAUGUAAUGGGAAGGGAUUGAUAUACCUUUGGGGUGGGGUGGGAGAUUUGAUGUUACGAACUGAUGCUGUAUCAGCUGCUCAUUGCCAGCAAGAUAUGAAUUCAUCCUCCGUGUUCACCUCUGGAGCGUUUGGACAUCCUGACAGACUAAGUCUCAUCGGCAAACAUUGUCAGCUCAGGAUUGGAGGGUGGCGAGAAUCGGAAUUCUAAUCUGCUGGAACAUUCAUUGUUUUGGGGGAACAUUGGGGGGAGGGGCGGGUGCAGUCUGAUAGGUUCUCGGAGCCAUUUUUCUAAUGAACUGCAAAGUAUCUCAAUCGCAGCCAGCAUUUAUCUGAGUCACUCUAUUGGGAACCAGCUGUGGGAGCUGGAGUUUUAGACAGAUUGGCAGGUCAAGUUUGUCGCAAAAUGGUGGAGGUGUGAGGGACUGCCCUGUGCCAGUGCAAUACAGUGGAAGGGUGUAAGGGAUUCCUUUGUGUCAGUGCAGUGGAAGGGUGUGAGGGACUGCCCUGUGCCAGUGCAGUGCAGGGGAGGGGUGUGAGGGACUGCCCUGUGCCAGUGCAGUACAGGGGAGGGGUGUGAGGGACUGCCCUGUGCAAGGGCAGUACAGGGGUGGGGUGUGCGGGACGGUUGUGUUCUUGUUCUUGGUUGCACCCUGUUCUUUCACUUCAGGAACAAAGCAAACCCAGAGUCUGUUUUUGUGUCCCCUCCGGUGAUUAAGUUGUGGCAGUGAUUUGUGAAUUCAGGGAGGAUCCUAAGUUGUUUCUGACACAGAUUCAGGGUUACUGUCUGAGCUGAGCUGGGCAUGGCUGUGGUUCCGGACCAGGGUGGCACAGGUGGUGGCAAGUGUCCUCAAAGCCAGUGACUUGCUGCAGGAAAGGGACGUGCCAGGUUCCUCCUGCCUGGUACCUACCUCCAAACCUGGGGGCUGGGUGGCCCAGAGGCUGCUUGGCAAACUUGGUGCCCUCUGGGUCUUAGUGUAACAAGUGAGAUGGAGACCUGGCCGUCUGAACACUGAAAUCUGCAGGAUUUGGAAACCCAGGCAGCUCCAAUUGAAUUUACCCGAGACCGGGCUGGUCUGACACUAAGGUUCCCUUCUGCAAACCUCACAUUGAGAUGGAAUCAGUUUGAAUAUUCCACCUGCAGGAAUGGUGGAAAAUGCUGUGUGACUUGAAGUCGGGGUUUAAUAAAUGCUUGAUACUGGA